GCUCGCCCGCGAAGACAACGCCGUCUGUCCAAUGUCACAAACUCUUCCCUCUCAUCAACAUCUCCCGAACGCGAUGCCGAUGAUGACAACGACUCGUUCAUGCUCCAGCCCAACGACUCGCAGUCGUCAGUCGCUGCCUCACUUGACCUCAUGGACGACGUCAACUUCGAGGAGCGCUGUCGCCUAUCUCCCGUUUACCGUCUGCCCGCCGAAUUGCUCAUCGCCAUCUUCGGUCGACUCGCAUCAACAAAAGACCUCAUGUCGUGCAUGCUAGUGUCUAAGGAUUGGGCUCGAAACAGCGUCGCCCUGCUGUGGCACCGUCCACAGACAAACAACUGGGCCAGCAUUCACAGCGUCGUAAGGUCAAUACGCAAGACAGAACGCUUCUUCGCAUACCAAGAUUUGGUCAAGCGUCUCAACCUCUCCACUCUGGCCGCUCAAGUCAGCGAUGGCACCUUGAUGGGCUUGACAGCCUGCAAACGCAUCGAGCGUUUGACCUUGACCAACUGCGCAAAGUUGUCCGAUUUGAGUCUUACUAGCCUCAUUCACGGCAACCGUAGCUUGAUAGCACUGGAUGUUACUCAGCUCGACCAGCUCACCGAUCGCACCCUUGAGCUUGUCGCUCGCAACUGCAUCCGUCUACAAGGUCUCAACAUUACCGGUUGCCGCCGCUUCACAGACCAGUCUCUUGUUCAGAUAGCCCAGAACUGUCGUCAGCUCAAGCGUCUCAAGUGCAACAGCUGCUCUCAACUGACUGAUAUCUCGAUGCUGAGUGUCGCUCAGAACAGUUCACAUUUGCUGGAAAUUGACCUUUACGAUUUGCCAUUGCUCGAGUCAGAGUCUAUAACAGCCCUUCUGACUCAGUGCCGCCAGCUACGUGAACUGCGUCUUGCCCGUUGCCCUCUCAUCACCGAUCAGGCUUUCUUGCAGCUGCCAUCCAAAGCUGCUCCCUUCGAUGCCUUGCGGAUUCUUGACCUUACGGAUUGUCAAGAACUCACUGACAAGGCCAUCGACAAGAUUGUGCAAACGUGUCCGAAGCUUCGCAACCUGAUCCUUGCCAAGUGCAGGCAGCUCACCGACAGGGCUGUAUGGGCCAUCACCAAGCUCGGCCGUAAUCUACACUACAUCCAUCUCGGCCACUGCGCUCGCAUUACCGACGCAUCCAUCAUCGCUUUGGCCAAAAGCUGUACUCGCAUCCGAUACAUUGAUCUCGCUUGCUGUAGCAACCUCACUGACCAGAGCAUCACUCAAUUGGCCAACCUCCCCAAGCUUAAGCGCGUUGGUCUUGUCAAGUGUGCUGCCAUCACUGACAGGAGUAUUCAUGCUCUUGCGACUUAUGGUGGUAGAGUCAUGCAAAAGCCUCGAGACCGCCAGCAGAAUGUCAGCGCUCUGGAGCGUGUCCACUUGAGUUAUUGCACUCUCCUUACUCUCGACGGCAUCCACACAUUGCUUAACAACUGCCCCCGCUUGACACACUUGAGUUUGACAGGCGUUCAAGCCUUCCUCCGCGACGAUCUAACAGUCUUUUGCCGCGAAGCCCCUGCCGAGUUCAAUGACCACCAGCGUGAAGUCUUCUGUGUCUUCUCGGGCAAUGGUGUUCAACGUCUACGCGAGUACCUCAAUCGCGCUACCGGUCCCGGCAUGGAGACAGGCAUGGUUAAUGAUUCUGACGACGACGGCGAC
Aureobasidium namibiae CBS 147.97 is the source of this 1683-nucleotide messenger RNA. Its product is annotated as RNI-like protein. The annotation marks the transcript as partial. Gene Ontology annotation, molecular function: protein binding. The transcript is spliced from 2 exons. Gene Ontology annotation, cellular component: SCF ubiquitin ligase complex. Gene Ontology annotation, biological process: SCF-dependent proteasomal ubiquitin-dependent protein catabolic process. The record is from RefSeq and is a predicted model, not a curated record. Lineage: Eukaryota; Fungi; Ascomycota; Dothideomycetes; Dothideales; Saccotheciaceae.